ACCCCCAUUCAUAAAAUUCCAUCAGCUCUAAUUCUUUUCCUUUAUUUCCAGGUACCUAGAUGGUAACCAGUUCAGUUCAGUUCCCACCGUACUCUACACCUUCAAACAUCUUCAGCUGGUGGACAUGAGCAACAAUAGGAUCAGUUCAUUGACCAACACCUCCUUCAUCAACAUGAGCCAGCUGACUACCCUGAUUCUCAGUUACAAUUCCUUGCGAUGUAUCCCAGCCUCGGCAUUCCAGGGUCUUCGCUCCCUCCGGCUCCUGUCACUACAUGGGAAUGACAUCUCCACACUUCCUAAGGGAAUCUUUGCUGAUGUGGCUUCUUUAUCACAUCUUGCCAUUGGAGCUAACCCCCUCUACUGUGAUUGCAAUCUCCUCUGGCUUUCAGACUGGGUUAAAACUGGGUAUAAAGAGCCUGGCAUCGCCCGCUGUGCUGGACCAGGAGAUAUGGAGGGCAAGCUCCUCCUAACCACUCCCGCCAAGAGAUUUGAGUGUCACGGUCCAACUGAACUCGGCGUCUUGGCAAAGUGCAGCCCCUGCCUGUCAAACCCGUGUCAGAACCAAGGAACCUGCCAGGAUGACCACUUGGAUUAUUACAAAUGCAACUGUCCGUUUGGCUACAAGGGUAGGCACUGUGAGUCUCCAGUCAGUGCCUGCAUCCAUCAGCCUUGUGACAAUGGAGGGACAUGCCAUGUAAAGGAGGGAGACUCUCAGGCGUUCUGGUGUACGUGCCCAGAUGGUUUCCAAGGGAACACCUGUGCUCUCAAUAUUGAUGACUGUGAAGAAAACGCCUGCAGAAAUGGUGCCACCUGUUUGGAUGGAGUCAAUAAGUACACCUGCCUGUGUCCCCCACAUCACACAGGUGAUCUGUGCGAGGAGCUGGUUGACCAUUGUUCACCUGAAUUAAACCCUUGCCAGCGAGACCCCAAAUGUGCAGUUACUGCCGAGAGGCCCAGAUGUGAAUGUAAUUCUGGAUCUGUCAGAGAUAACUGCAGUGUUGCUGUUGACAACUGUCAGGAUCACAAGUGUCAGGGAAACAGUGUCUGCAUCGAUGGGAUCGAUGGGUAUACCUGUCUGUGCUCGGAAGGUUACAGUGGCCGUUUCUGUGAGCUUCCCUCCCAGGCUUCCUCAGACUCUGUCCAGUGCCAACUGCAGGACUGCCAUAACGGUGGACAGUGUGUGAAUGUUGGCGCCCGCUCCCUUUGCCAGUGCCUCCCAGGCUUCGGAGGGUCGCGGUGUGACAAGCUGGUCAGUGUCAACUUUGUGGAUCGGGACUCCUACCUCCAGUUCACCGAGCUCAAAAACUGGCCCCGUGCAAACAUCUCGCUGCAGGUCAGUCUGUGGAGAGGAGCAAGGAGCGAGUGCUUUAAA
Chiloscyllium plagiosum (whitespotted bambooshark) is the source of this 1372-nucleotide messenger RNA. Lineage: Eukaryota; Metazoa; Chordata; Chondrichthyes; Orectolobiformes; Hemiscylliidae. The record is from RefSeq and is a predicted model, not a curated record.